This is a messenger RNA of Betta splendens (Siamese fighting fish), 3217 nucleotides long. RefSeq names its product retinoblastoma 1 (gene rb1). The transcript has 28 exons. NCBI's taxonomy places the organism in Eukaryota, Metazoa, Chordata, Actinopteri, Anabantiformes, Osphronemidae. Gene Ontology annotation, cellular component: chromatin; Rb-E2F complex; nucleus. Gene Ontology annotation, biological process: neuron projection development; cell morphogenesis involved in neuron differentiation; regulation of transcription by RNA polymerase II. Gene Ontology annotation, molecular function: RNA polymerase II transcription regulatory region sequence-specific DNA binding. The record is from RefSeq and is a predicted model, not a curated record. The coding region runs from base 159 to 2972 and encodes 937 amino acids.
GAACGCACACUGUUGCAGGAAGUCAGUCGGGUUAGGUUGAAUUGUUUCCACGGAACUCGUGCUGUGGGAUUUAAACGUAGGAACUGUUAUUUGUCAGAAUAACAACACCGUUUUGCUUUUAACAGUAACGUUGGCCUGUUUGUUGCCGGGAUACCAGGAUGCCACCUAAAAAACGCAGCUCUGCGGCGUCACAGAGCAAGGAGCCGAAGCCUGGGGCUGAAAGCGCCUCUCCAGACAAGAAAGACGGCUCAGAGUUCUCUGUUAAAAAGCACAGAGACAAGGACGCGGAGUUCGUUGCCCUGUGCAAAAGCCUCCAUGUGACCGACCUGGUGUGUGACCGUGCCUGGACGCUGUGGAAAAGUGUGGAUGAGUCCGCGGAUGAGGACGCUCGUAAGCAGCAAAAGCUGUGGGGAGCUUGUCUGUUUGUGACUGCGACAGACAUGGAUAUCGCUUGUUUUACCUUCACUCAGGUUCUGAAGGCAGUUAGUCUAAGUGUUAAAGAGUUUGUGGCUUUGGUGAAGAAGUUGGAUGUGAACUUGGAUACAAUCAGCACCAAGGUGAAUUCAGCACUAACGCGUCUGGAGAAGAAAUACGACGUGAUGCUAGCUCUGUACCAGAGAUUUGAGAAAACAUGUAAGAGCAUCUUUGCUGAAGUUCCUGAUGGCACGGAAAGGAAGACCAUGCGCAGCUGUUGGACUAUGUUUCUAUUGGCCAAAGGAAGGACCUUGCAGAUGGAGGAUGACCUUGUCAUAUCAUUCCAGCUGCUGCUUUGUGCACUGGAGUUAGUCGUCAAGCGCAGCCCUUCAGAGCUUCUGCAGCCUCUUUACAUCACAAGCAAAGCUCAAAGCCCCCCACAACGAAUGUCCCGUCGUAACCAGAGCAGAGCUAAGCCCCGACCUCCAGAGCCAGAGGUGGAUGUGGAGCUUCUCGAAACCUUGUGCAAGGAGAAUGAUUGCAAUGCAGACGAGGUGAAGAAUGUUUACCAGACCAGCUUCUCUGCUUUCCUGGACUCGCUGGAUCUUUCAAAAUCCCCAGAUUUUCCUCAGGUGAACGACCUCGACCAACAAUAUGAAGAGCACUACCUCAAGAGUAGAGACAUUGAUGGACGACUGUUUUUUGAUGGAGAUGAGACCGUUCUUCCACCUAAAGUCGAGAUAACACAGGUGGAGAGAACUCCAAAGAAGAACCUGCCAGAAGAUGAUGCUGUGCUCAUCCCUCCCCAAACUCCAAUUAGAGCUGCCAUGACCUCCAUUCAGCAGUUAAGAUGUGGACUCACCUCCAAUGGGGACCAGCCAUCUACUGCCCUAACUACCUAUUUCAAGAAUUGCACUAUCGACCCAACGCAGGACGUGCGGAAGCGACUCGAGACGUUUGAACAAGUGUUCAGUGAAAGAUUUGCUCAGGCUGUCGGUCCGCGCUCUGCAAUACUUGGCAAACAGAGAUUUACCCUCGGUGUGAGACUGUAUUACAGAGUCAUGGAGGAAAUGCUGAAAUCGGAAGAGAAACGUCUGUCUGUACAAAACUUCAGUAAGCUCCUCAAUGACACCACGUUCCACACGUCACUGUUGGCCUGCGCUUUGGAGGUGGUCAUGGCAACAUAUGGAGAGAGCGGCUUUAAGAGUGGAGGAUACGGCAGUGGUGGCGGAGACCCGUCUGAAACCGAUGUGUGUUUCCCCUGGAUACUGGAUACGUUCAACAUCGCUGCCUUUGACUUCUAUAAGGUCAUCGAGAGCUUCAUUAAGGCUGAUCCCACUCUGAACAAAGAGGUCAUUAAACACCUGGAGACCUGUGAGAAUCUCAUCAUGGAGAGGAUUGCAUGGAGAACGGGCUCCUCGCUGUUUGAGCUGCUGAAACAGGAGCAUGAAAGUGGAGCGGCAGUGGAGCAGGUGGAGACGACGGCCAGCUUCAGCCAACCUCUGCAGCACAACCACACUGCAGCUGACUUAUAUCUGUCUCCUGUGCGUCCGGGCUUUCGUGUCUUACCUCCUGAUUCGCCUGCUGCAUCCAGCUCUCAGACUUCCUCUCAGGCCCCAAACCAGCCGAACAGCCAGAGUCCACGGCGCACAAAGUCCAAUUCCCUAAGUCUCUUCUAUAAGAAAUUGUACCGUCUGGCCUAUAUGCGGCUGAAGAUCCUCUGCUCCUACCUGCUGUCCUCCCAUCCUGAACUGGAGCCCAUCAUAUGGACCCUUUUCCAGCACACUCUCCAGUUUGAGUACGAACUGAUGCGAGAUCGGCACCUUGAUCAGUUGAUGAUGUCAGCCAUGUAUGCCAUAUGCAAAGUGAAGAGUGUUGAUCUGCGCUUCAAGACCAUUGUCACGGCUUACAAGAACUUGCCCAACACCAACCAGGAGACCUUUAAGAAUGUGUUAAUCACCGACGGCCACUACGACUCCAUCAUUGUCUUCUAUAACCAAGUGUUCAUGCAGAGGCUGAAAACCAAUAUCCUGCAGUACGCGUCUAACAGGCCGCCUACUCUCUCUCCGAUUCCACAAAUGCCACGCAGCCCCUACAAGUUUCCCAACUCUCCCCUACGUGUGCCAGGCAGCAACAAUGUCUACAUCUCCCCUCUGAAAAACCCGCGUAUGUCGCCGGGUAUCAUGACUCCUCGUUCUAGAAUGCUGGUGUCCAUUGGUGAAUCUUUUGGGCUGUCGAAUCGGUUCCAGAAGAUCAACCAGAUGGUCAACAGUAGCGAUCGCUCCUUCAAAAGGACUCUUGAUCUCGGCUCUGCCCCGAAACCUCUGAAGAGGUUACGAUUUGAUGUGGAUGGACAAGAUGAAGCUGAUGGCAGCAAAUCUGGUGGAGAUUCUACACUGAUACAGAAACUUGCAGAGAUGAGCUCCACUCGAACUCGCAUGCAGGAACAGAAGAUGAAGGAGGACGCAGAAUCAAAGAAGGAGUGUCAGCACGACUCUGAUUUCCUAAAAGCAACACUAGCCAAAGCCAGACGAGUGGUUAAUUAUUUGAUAGACUGAGCAUGAUGAUGUUUUCUGUUUUUAUUUUGCGUUUGUUCUCUUUAUGCACUGACAGUGUUGUUAUAUUUCUGUAUUUUAAAUUACAUUACAGAUUUUCAAGAAGAAAACCUUUUUAGAUAUUUGUCUCUUUGUUUUCAUUAUAUCCUUUAUGAUUUUAGUGUUUGCAAAAUAAGUAAUGCAACAAAAUAGAAUAAAUUGUGCAAUUAGUUGCUUUUGAUUUGAUUAAAACCUCAUAAAAGAAAAAA